This is a messenger RNA of Andrographis paniculata, 6109 nucleotides long. RefSeq lists its product as uncharacterized. The coding region runs from base 329 to 4117 and encodes 1262 amino acids. Gene Ontology annotation, biological process: negative regulation of DNA-templated transcription. The transcript is spliced from 10 exons. Gene Ontology annotation, molecular function: acyltransferase activity, transferring groups other than amino-acyl groups; transcription corepressor activity. Lineage: Eukaryota; Viridiplantae; Streptophyta; Magnoliopsida; Lamiales; Acanthaceae. The record is from RefSeq and is a predicted model, not a curated record.
UUCUCCCUCAUGAAAAACCCUUUUUUAUUUUUUUUUAUACCAAACAACUUCGAUCUUCGCAAACCCAUUAAAAAACCCAUAAGGCCACGCUUUCUCCGCCGCAGCCGCCACCGCCGCCGCCAUUCUCUCGCAUUGUAAUUCUGCUGGUUUUUUUUAGUCGAGGAAGUGUUUGAAGCCAUUUUAGUUCUUGAUCAUCACGCCACGCCGCGAUAGAUGAAAAAUCUUUGUCCGGCGACCGGCGCGGACUAGAUAUUGCAUUGAGGCGUCGUGGAUCGUGUUUUUUUUUUUUUUCUUAUCCUCUGGCGUUUCGUCUGGAGUCUCCGUCGUCAUGGCUGGAAGCGGUAGGAGAAAGCUGCUGAUUAAUGAAAGAGUCGAGGUGAAGAGUCAGGAGGAUGGAUUUUUAGGUUCAUGGCACUCUGCUAAAGUGAUUGGUUGGGAAAAUUUUCUUCGCCUGGUUAGGUAUGAUUACAUUCUGGAUGAUGAAGAGUACUGUAAUCUGACUGAAGAAGUUAAGGUUAGUGCUGCUGUUGAAGGGAGUGUUACAACUGAGCUUGUUGAGCCAGGUGAAUGUAAGGGCUUGAUAAGGCCUUUGCCACCUCCGAAUGUUCGGGAGCUGCCACAGCCGCAUUUAAGAUAUGGACAAUGUGUGGAUAUGUAUCAUAAUGAUGCAUGGUGGGAAGGUGUCGUAUUCGAUCAUGACGAUAAAUGUGAUAGAAGAAAGAUUUUCUUCCCAGAAUUGGGGGACGUAUGGGAUGCCACGAUGGACCUGCUGAGGAUCAGCGCAGAUUGGGACGAGGUCACUGGGGAGUGGAAGCCGCGUGGCAACUGGUUGUUGAUCGAAGUAGUUGAGGAACUAACGGUAAAGCUGCCUUUGCCGAAGCUGACAUCACUGCAACAGAUUUGGUUUGAUGUCAGGUUGAAGGAUGAUUUCGAGAAGCUUGGUGAUUGGUGGACAUCUUCAGGAAGACAGAUUUGGGAAGAAUUGGUGUUGCAGGUUUUAUUGGAUAGUUUUCAAAUAACUGCUAAGCAAUUCCUGAAAUCGAAUCAUUUGGGGAGCUCAUCGAAGCCUCUGUAUCUGAAAUUCUCUAAGAAGGCUUUAUAUGAAAUUCUGCAGAAUAGAGGAAUUUUUUAUAAUAGUUCUCUCGCACUUGUAUCCUCUGAGGAGACUGCGCCAUUCUACAGUGAAGGAAAUUCAGCACCUAAUCUGAAUGAUGAAGGCCAUUUCCAGGUUCAAGAACGUAAUGAUCAGGCCUGUCCAGCCAUGGUUGCCUCUGAGCAAGCUCCAUCCCCUUCUGGCCCUGCUUUGCCAAACUUAACUAACAGUCCAGGUGAAGGCGCCAUAAUUGGUUCUGAGCAUGGGGUUCAAUCUCCUAACCGGAGUUCUAAAUUGCCACCUAAGAAGUACGAGUAUUCAACUAAUAAUCGUCAGUGGCUCUCAAUUGUUUCCCGGUCAUAUUCUGCAGAGUGUUGCCCUGAUGCUUAUAAUGAAUGUAAAGAGGUGAUGAAGUUAAAUAAACGGCCUUCGGAUGAUGUGAUGUCGAAUACUAAGAAGCAUUUACUAUACUUGGGCUGGAAAGUUGAAGUGCUGAAUGACAAGGGGAGAUUAAGAUACCGUUACUUUUCACCAGAGAAUGAAUUGUUUUAUUCACUUCGUCAAGUGUGCCUAAAGUUUGAUUCCCAAGGUCAGGCCUCCGGACCUGGAUCUCAAAAGAAAUCGAGAAAGGACAAGAUUGGUUCUGUGACUUCACCUGAAGCAGAACUUCCACCUUCACUUCCUGAAAACCAGGAAUGUUCCAGAGAGUUAUCAAAGUCAUGCAAUUCUCUUGGUGAACAGAUUCUCAUCGAACCUGAAUAUUGCCCUGAAGCAGUUUACGACUACGAUUUAUACUCUAAAGAUAAUAAGCACCCUGGCUCUGAAGCAAAGUUGAAACUUCUGAAAGCAAAGAAACACUUAGCUUCUGUCGGUUGGACUUUUUCUUUCAAAGUGAAGGGGGAAAGGAGGGAGUUGAGAUACAGAGAACCAAACGGACGGACCUUUUCCUCCCUUGCUCAAGCAUGCAGUUGGUGUGUGAAAAACUGGUCUAGCACUUCCAGGGAGCCCUCUCCUUCUGUAGGGAGAAUUGGAAGUGCAAAUGCAGAAACUGACAAUGCCAUGCGUGCUUCUGAAUCUCCUCUUCCAUUGCCUACUGUGGGGUCUGGAACUUCUGUGGAGGAGCCAAAUGUUGAUGCUUCAGCAUCAGACAGAAUUUUGAGGAAGAAGGGAAAGGAUGGUAAAUCACAUCACAUUGAAAGAUCAUUACCACCCAGGAGAAGAAGGAAGCCCCGUGCAUUACUGGACGCAGCUGAAGAUGCAUUAAUGGAGACAACUGAAGAUAUCCAAGCGUCUUGCUCAACUUCUGCACAGAGAUCAAGUAAAAGAGUUAGGAUUGCUGCUACACCUGAGAAAGCUCCGCAAACAGUGUUGUCUUGGUUGAUUGAUAAUCAUGCUGUGCAACCAAAAGCAAAAGUUCGGUACCAUAGGAAGCUUAAUGACGUUCCGCUGAAAGAAGGCCGAAUACUGAGGGAGGGAAUCAUGUGCAGUUGUUGUAAUAGAAUCUAUUCUAUUAGUGAGUUUGGAGCACAUGCUGGAAGCAAAGCCCAAAGACCUGCAGCGAAUAUUUUCUUCGAGGAUGGUAAAUCCUUACUGGAGCAUCAGAGGCAGCUCAGCCAAAAGAGGAAGAACCAGCAGUUGCGAUCAGAGUCAUUUGAGAGGGAAGGAUCGCAACAUCAAGAAAAUGACAGCAUAUGUUCUAUCUGUCAUGAAGGAGGUGAUUUACUCCUCUGUGAUCAAUGCCCCUCUUCUUACCAUUUCUCCUGCAUUGGCUUAAAGGGAGUUCCAGAUGGUGAUUGGUUCUGUCCAUCAUGCUGCUGUCAAGUUUGUGGGCUUUGCCGAUUGGAAAGGAAAGUUGUAAGAAUUCCAGCCCCUGCCCUCAUUUGCACCCAGUGUGAACACAGAUAUCAUGCUGAUUGCCUUGAAAAUAAUGAAGUUGUGAACGCACAUGGUCGUCCUGAAGGACAGUGGUUCUGCCGAGACAGUUGCAAACAGAUAUUUGAUGAUCUUCAAAAGAUUUUGGGGAGACCGAUACCUGUGGGGGGCGAAAAUUUGACCUGGACGUUAUUGAAAGACAUGAAAUCCGAUGAUGGGCGCUCAGUAGAGUACUCGAGCAAGCUUAAUGUUGCCCUCUCUGUGAUGCAUGAAUGUUUUGAGCCAGUCAAAAUACCCGGUACCCGCAGGGAUCUUGUGGAAGAUGUUAUCUUUGGUAGAUGGUCGAAUCUACCCCGGCUAAAUUUCAAAGGGUUUUAUACCGUGCUGUUGGAGAAGAAUGAUGAAGUAAUUUCGAUUGCUUCAGUGAGGAUAUUUGGGGAGAAAGUGGCGGAAGUCCCUCUUGUUGCGACACGGUUCCACUUCCGUCGACUUGGGAUGUGUCGGAUCUUGAUGAAUGAACUUGAAAAGAAUCUCAUGGAAUUAGGAGUGCAGAGGCUUGUGUUGCCUGCUGUCGCGGGUGUGCUGAACACCUGGACCACGUCAUUUGGAUUCUCGGUGAUGAAUCAAGCCGAGAGACAAAAAUUGCGUGAUCAUAUCUUCCUACACUUCCAGGAUACUAUAACCUGCCAGAAAAUGUUAGGAGGCUUAUCAACCCCAUGCACAUCUACAGGAACUGACAAUGCCGGACGCGGCCAAUCUGAAAGUCAUCCCGUAAUGGAGUUAGUUGGGAACUGCACUGAGAUUGGACUCUCUGAGCGAAAGUCGAAAAGGGGUGCUAAGCGCGGGGCAGGUGUGGUAGACAAUGAGGAUAGAAAAUGCUCGAAUGAGGCCGGAUCUGUGGUACUUGAUACUCUUGUUCGACACAGUCAUCUUUUAAUUGCUCAUUUACGUAAUAAAUCUCCAUCUUGGCAGGGUUCUGAUGGACAAUCGCAGCCAAACAAGAACGUUGGUCUCACGAAAACCAUACCUGUCCAAGCUGUAGUUUCUCCCAACUACCCCAAAGGUAGUAGUUCCCAUGAUGUACCAACCCGGGCGUCGAGUGAGAGCGUUUUAUGCUACAAGCGUAGGAAGCAUUCCACCCGUUCCUGCUGAAGCACUCAUCGCCAAAGGUACUCAUUUUCGGAUUUUUUAUAUAUAUAAAUAUAAAAAAGAAAGAAAGAAAGAGAUCAUUUGGGCAGCUAGAUACAAGUACAAGCAACUAUUAUGGUUUUGGUAAUUACAUGAGUACAGAUGAGAUGGAUUUUUUUUUUUUUUUUUUUUUUUUUUUUUUUUUCCCGGGCUAUGGUCGCCCCGGCAUCCUUAUAAUUCUGUGUGUGUGUUGAGAAAGAUUGUUCUGAAUUGGGAUUCAUUUAAAAUAGAGUGUAUGUUGUCUUAUUGGAAUGAUGUUUUGAUGCAAAUUGUAGCUUAGAAACAUGUGUAGACUAGAAGUAAGAUUUUAGGAGUUGUUCUGAUUUCAGAUUCGUUUUAGUAAUUAGUAGUAAUGGAAGAAAUGACUAGUUUGCUGAUAUUGUUUUGUUUGGAUUUGCUUUGCUCUUGGAUCAUCAAUCUGUCUGUAAUAAUAAAUAAUGAUAAUAAUAAAAUACAUUAUACUAAAUGAUUGAAUAUAAAUAAUAAAAAGAGGAUUGACAUAUUAAGAUCAUUUGAAGACAUAAUGUCUCAAUCUAUCACGUCUUGGAAAUUUCAAAAGUUUGUUUCAAUAUUUCGAAAUAUUUUCAAAUAAAAUUAGUUAAGGUAUGAAUGAUUUCCUUUUUAAUUUUUUGAAUCCUGAAUCCAAAUCUUUAUCUUCUACAAGCUCUCGUAUCCAAUGACAAAUUCUUUUGAACAAUGAACUCCCUAGUGUUAGAGAUAUUUUAACUAUUUAUAUUAAAAUUCUAUUAUUUUAUUUAUUAUUUGAGUUUAUUGACUAUGCAUUUAUGGGUCCUUGAAUUUUAUUAUUAAUUAUAUACAUUUUUGAAACUCUGCCAAAAUGUAACAAAUAGGAGUAUUAUUUAUAAUGCACCAUACAACAAAAUUAAACAGAAUCUCAAACAAUGAAAAAUAAAUAACAAUAAUUUAAUAAAUAUCAAGAAGUAAAUAUAAAAAUAAAAAUAAAAAUGAAAUAUGAAUGAUAUAGAUAUAUAUAACAAUGGAUUUUAGCUGUGAGAUGUAGAAAUACACACGCAGCAACGCAACACUACACAACAUUGGAAUAUUAAUAUUAUAUAUAGAUCCAAACCAUCAAUUAAUUCAUUCAUUUUAGGACCAAAAGAGAACACGUCCCAUCAAAUCAAAUGGAUAAUAAAAUUACUACUUAUAAUAAUAGACGAAUGAAAGGAUGAAAAUAUUAAGUGACUUAUUAUUCUAUCAGUUGGAUAAUUAUUGGGUGGAUUGUGACAGCAAAUAUGAAAAUGAAAUUACAAUGUAAUAACUAUUAUUAUUAUUUGAAUACUAUAAUUUAUUACAAUAUUACAGACCUUUUAUUAUACGUUGCCAAAUCCAAAUUGAUGUGUUCAAUUGUUUCUUGCUUUGCAAAAUUCAAGUGGAAGUCAUCCUCUUAUUUUUUAUUUAUUUCAUACUAAUACAAAGAGUAUAUAUAUGAUGUCUGGAUAUUUGUACAAUAGAAAUUAUUUAACGAGUUUAAAUAUGACUAUUUUAAUUUUCUUUUUCAUUAUUUAUUUAUUUUAAAGAAAUGACAAGAUAGUGUAGAGGUGAAUUUCGGUCAUAGGUUUACCCAAAGGCAUUCAAUGAGUGGGUUCAAAUUUCCGAACCAUAAAUUUAUCCGAAGCGUGUUCGAUGAUAUGAAUUAAAAAAAUAAAUAAAUAAAUAAAGGAAACAGAAUUUAGUGUUGUCGUUUUCACAAAUCAUUUAUUAAUGUACUGCAACUGACACUUUAUUGAUAUGUAUAUGGUACUACUGACACUGUUAUUCACGGGCAACUUUUCAUCACACAACCCAUUCAAUUUUUAUUUAAUUACAAGACUACCAAAUAAUAAUAAAAGAGAAUGGUAUAUUUGAUUUGUUUUUGAACAUUAGUCAAUAUUUUACAGAAAAAAUAAUAUAUGUUGUUGUGUAAUUAAAUUAAAUUAAAUCUGAAAACGAUAGUAA